Molecule: messenger RNA, 996 nt
Organism: Alternaria burnsii
Lineage: Eukaryota; Fungi; Ascomycota; Dothideomycetes; Pleosporales; Pleosporaceae
Product: glycoside hydrolase family 93 protein
Exons: 3
Coding region: 1-996 (331 amino acids)
Source: RefSeq, a predicted model, not a curated record
AUGGCGCGUCUCAGUGAUGCGAAUGGGAAGAAAAGGCGAGGCCGGCCUCCAGGCAGCCGCAACUCUAGUGGUGUUGUGAAGUCAAAGACGAAGCCCGCACCAAGGGCGGCUGCAGCGAAGAAAGGCAAGCCCAAGAAGAAACAGGCGCAAGAAGAAGUCGAGGACGAGCUCUCGAUGGCUGUGGGCGCACAAACACAACCAUCGAAACCCCGCAAGCGUAAAUCCGACGAAACCGCCGAAGCCGAAGACGAGUCGCGCAACCAGUACGCGCAGUUGGAGACCAAGACGAAGAAGAUACCACAAGAGCUGAUGGACACAUGGCCGCAACUGCCGCCUCAGGUCUUGGAGCAGAUGACGGCCGUGGUACGCAAUGCGAAGAAAGAUAUCGCCGAGACACAGCGAGACGAGCGCAGGAUCAUGGCCGCACACAACACACUCAAUCCUCUUGUGCGGAAGCUGGCGCGUCAACUAGCUGAGUCGCGGAUGCCUCCCCAGGCCAAAGACAUCCACUUCAACAUCGAUAAGCUCACGGAGCGCAAUGCCCAAGUAUCACGAGAGGCCACGACAGUCCGGCAUGCGAAGCAACUGCUCAGCGAGCAAGCCAAGAUUGCUCAGCACCUGCUGAACAAGGACGAGGACAAUCUGGACGCUCUGAAGAAGAACGUCAAGAGCUGGAGGACCGAGUGGAAACACCAGAAGAAGCACGGACGGCUCCACCCCUUACUCCAAGGCCAAGGCCAAGGCGAUGCGACGACGAACAGAGACGGUCCAGACGAUAUACACUUGAGGCCGUCACGACCAGUAGACUUGUCCCUCCUCGAUACGUCUAACGACGACCUUGCGCCGGUGCUCGGACAAUUGCGACGCGGCCUGGAGAGUAUGCAGGGCAACCAUACACAAGUAGAGGGUCUCGAUACGGCCUUGAGAGACGCGCAGGCUGCACUAGACCAUGUCCUGUUUAAGCACGCCAGUGCAGUGCAGUACGCUGCUCUUUGA